Molecule: messenger RNA, 3376 nt
Organism: Larimichthys crocea (large yellow croaker)
Lineage: Eukaryota; Metazoa; Chordata; Actinopteri; Sciaenidae
Gene: phc1
Product: polyhomeotic homolog 1
Exons: 14
Coding region: 189-2561 (790 amino acids)
Biological process (GO): negative regulation of DNA-templated transcription
Cellular component (GO): nucleus; PRC1 complex
Molecular function (GO): zinc ion binding; chromatin binding; histone binding
Source: RefSeq, a predicted model, not a curated record
CGCCUGUAACGUUGUUGGUUUGAUCCCCGCCAACACACAAAGAAGAAAAAAGGGACCUGUGAGGGGCGGGACUUUGUUGGAGGGGCUAUCGUUUAUUUGUAGUUUAAAAAAAAAUCAAGAUCGCAACUUUAAAAAAACUUGAUUUGCAUUUUAAAACUGUGGAAAGGAAAUACCGAGGAGAGGUGAAGAUGGAUGCAGGUGAAGAUCAAAACACAGGCACCACUAAUGGAAAUCCUCAGGCAAGCGGGAACUCUCGCGUGUCCCAGAUCGCUCAAAUGUCUCUGUAUGAGAGACAGGCUGUACAGGCUCUCCAGGCACUUCAAAGACAGCCGAAUGCAACUCAGUUCAUGCAGCUCAUGCUGCAGCAGCAGAUCAAUAAUGCCCAACUUCACAACUUGGCCGCUGUGCAACAGGCCACACUUGCAGCUAGUCGUCAGUCCAAUACCCCGAGUAACAGCAUGUCUCAGGCGCCAACCACUGUCAACUUAAGCACUACAUCUGCAGGAGGUACCAUGACCAAUCCCCGUCCCCACGGCCCGGCCACCUCUGCAACAACAACAGCUCUCAACCAAUCAGUGUUGCUGGGUGGGAACUCUGCAGGACAGGGACAGAUGUAUCUUAGGGUUAACCGCUCUCUCAGGACUCCCCUUACCUCUCAGCUCAUCUUCAUGCCUGGUGGUACAGCGACAGCUACUGUAGCAACAGUUGCCCAGACACAGCCUCAGCAGCAGCAGCAGCAACAGCAGCAUGAAGUUGCUCCUGCCGCUGCUAGUGCCCAAUCUGACAAUGAUCAGGUGCAGAAUCUGGCUCUGCACUGUGCCACCAGAGCAGUUGCUGUCAAGUCUGAGCUCCCAGAGAGGAAAGAUGUUGCCAGUUUCCCUCUCGGUCAACAGCAGCAGACUUUUGCCCAGACAGCUCAGCAGCAGCAAGUGCAACCACAACAGCAGCAACAAAUGGCCAAACCUAACUUUACUCAGCAGUCCACCACCAACACCAUGGCUGUAAAGACUGGAAACCAGGCUGCCAUGGCUGUUACUCCUGCCCCUUCUGGAGUUCCUUCCUCCACCGCCUCUCCAGCACUCCCUCUUUCCCAACUCCUCCUAUCCUCCUCUGCUGCCCCUGUGAUUCUAGUGCCCACCUCAAGUGUUCCUACCACUACUCAGGGCUACACCAUUGGCUCAGUGACCCCAAAAGCUAACGUUAACACUCAGACUCUGGUGGUGCAGCCCCUGCAACAGGCCAACACUACUGCAGACAAAGGCCCUGUGCCUAUCCAGCCCAAGACAGCUCAGGGACACCGCUUACCUGUGCAGCUGCCCCCUCGGCACCCACCUCCCAUUCUCCCAGCACCACCUAGCAACAGCCAGGCCACUACUGGGGGGCACAACACUCCCCACAUCCCCGUGCAGCUUGUGGGAGCCAGGCAGGGCUUAGCAGGAAAUGCACAGGCUGUGGCUCUGGCACAGGUACGGAGCAGCACAGGCCAGGAAAGUACAGCUGGUGGGAACAUUAUCUCCAACAACAGUGCUAUGAUAAAGCCUGCCAUUGGAUCUCUGAAAAGGAAAUCUGACUGUGAUGCAUCAAAUGAGAUGGUGACUGAAUCUUCAGACUCUGCACCCAUGAAAGAUUCUGCUCCUCCGUUAUCUCCUGCCCCUACAAAGGACUCAGCUCCUCUUCUAGCGACUGCCUUCCCAUCUCCUCCCACCCUUUCCUUGCCUCUGCCCUUGUCAAGAGUCGGGCUUGGGGACAAAGACAGAGCGCCUGUUCCACAGGCAGUGGUCAAACCUCAAGUCCUCACCCACCUCAUAGAGGGCUUUGUGAUCCAGGAGGGAGCUGAACCUUUCCCUGUUGCUGGACUCCUCAAAGACAGAGACUUUGCCCUGGUUGGCCGCUCAGAGAACGGACCUCCAUUGUUGAAGUGUGAGUACUGUGGAAGCCUCGCCCCAGCCAGCCAGUUCAGAGGAUCAAAGAGGUUCUGUUCAAAUACUUGUGCAAAGAGGUAUAAUGUGAGUUGCAGCCAACACUUCAAGACAAGUAGAGGAAGGACUGGUGCAGGCCUGGCACCACCUCCAGCACCCACUGAGAGCGCUGCUAGGCGAAGGGGCCCCUCUCGCAGGAGCAGUUCGAAUAACACCUGUAAUAAAAUAUCAAGCAGGCAUCUACCUGUCGAGUGUAACUCAGAGUCCAGCCGUUCAGACGACAUAUCCAGUGAAGGGGAUGGAGAGGAGGACGAUUCCCCUUCACUGUCCCCGAGCUCUUCACACUCCUGCUCAAGAGCCAGGCACAGCGCUCCUACGUCUGACAGCUCAGCUCCAGGUAGCCUCCCACUAGAGGGGGCUAACUUUCUCUCUGCAACUCCUGCUCAGUGGAGUGUGGAAGAAGUCUGCAGGUUUAUCUCUUCACUUCAAGGCUGUGAAGAGCUGGCCGCUCAGUUUCUGUCACAGGAAAUAGACGGACAGGCUCUGCUGCUUCUGCGAGAGGAGCAUCUCAUCUCUACUAUGAAUAUCAAGCUGGGUCCCGCUCUCAAGAUCUGUGCCUCCAUCAACACCCUGCGUGAGUGAUCAGUCGAGGCUUCAGAGGGACAACAGCAUCUCAUUGAUGACUUCUCACUGAGUCCUGCUCCUGUUUUAGGAAGACUUUAAGAUCUCUGAGGACAGUGAGAAUGUGUUUUUUUUGUUUGUUUUUUUACAAAACUAUGGUGCACCAUCAAUCAUGUGGAGACAUGAGGAUGGACGGUUUACUUUCUGGACAUUGAAUGUGCAAAAACAUGUACGUGUACUGUUAUGGGUGAGUGGUGAGCAUGGGCAGUCUGAAGUAUCCAAGUAAGUAGUGUCUAUCAGUCCUUUUUCCGUCACUGUGAGUAGAGGCCUUUUGUAUGUAUACUCAUGUGAAACUGCAAACCUGCCAGCCUGCAGUUAACGGUGCUAGGAAAGUUUAAAAAAAAAAGAGAGAGAAAGAAAGAAACGUUGCGUUCUUGCUGUAUUUCAAACAGUGCUUUAACUUUAGUGAUAUAUGAUUUGGAGUGAUGUCAACAACACUUCACUUUAAAUAUUUCAGUCUUUUUAGUAGUUACUUGUUAUUUUAUCAUAGAUAUUUGAUCCAGGCUUCAAUCAUAUGACGCAAUGGACACUCAAAAAAAAAGAAAAAGAAAAAAAGCCUGGUUUGUUUUUAAGUAGUUUAUUUUACCAGUUAUUAAAAGUUUAGUUUUGUAUCUUUUUCCAUUUUGUACUACAAUCAAAAUUAUUUUUUCAUGAAUACAGUAUAGUUUUAGUAGCUUUAAUCAACUUAACUACCUGAAAAUAGGUAUUCCUCAUGGUUUGCUCACUCAAAGGGCUGAGUGGAAGUGCUCUGUGUACAUAAACAAUACCUGUUACUG